Messenger RNA from Chanos chanos (milkfish), 1336 nucleotides. RefSeq names its product plac8 onzin related protein 1 (gene ponzr1). The coding region runs from base 422 to 802 and encodes 126 amino acids. The record is from RefSeq and is a predicted model, not a curated record. The transcript has 4 exons. Lineage: Eukaryota; Metazoa; Chordata; Actinopteri; Gonorynchiformes; Chanidae.
AAUCCUGAAACAGAUAGUGCAUGGAUUGGACGGAUUUUAAAUGGAAGUAACAAAUCUAGCCGACCUACAUUUCAGACCGUCGUACCGCCACACGUUUCCUCAAUAAAGGAGCAGCGUUCAAGGACGCUAAUUGAUCACAAAAGAGUUCUCCGCCUAUUGUAGGGUUUUUACUUGUAGUUGCAUUAAGAAACAACCCGUUUAAUUUCAGUACCAUUUUUUUCAGAACUAAUUUCAGAACAAUUUUUGAACCAUAUAAAUUUGAACACGCCCAUUUUAGGCUACAAACCCUUUUGGAGUGCGACCACCUUUGGAGACUUGGCUGCUUCUUCCAUCCAGUGGAUAUAUUUUUGAAGACAUUUUGUUGGGUGCCAAAUAGUUCUUUUCUUUUUCCAACCAACGAUAAAGGCAGAUAAAACGAAACAUGGCGGUAACACAGCAGGUUACGAGUGUGACAACGACCACGUACGGUUCGGGAACAUGGACAACAGGUUUAUGUGACUGCUGCUCCGACAUGGGCACGUGUUGCUGUGCAUUCUGGUGUUUCCCUUGCAUGCAGUGCCAAACGGCAUCCCAACACGGCUGGUGUUUUUGCAUGCCGCUGUUGGAUGGUCUCUCCUGCUUGGCGGUCUCUUGUUGCCUCCGAAAAUCCAUCCGAGAACGCCACAGCAUCCAUGGAUCGUGCUGUGAUGACUGCCUGGCAGUCUACUGUUGUUAUAUGUGUGCCUGGUGCCAGAUGUCCAGGGAGAUUAAGAUGCGUGCUCACUCAGGCACCACUGUGGUCACCCAACAGUUUGUCGCUUAGCUCCAUCUCUCAUGGGUUCAGCGCUCCUCUGUCCUUUUUGAUGUUUGGCCCGAGUAACUUUGUCAUCAUUUUUUUUUUUUGCAGAUUGAACCCAAUAUAAUCCACAAUAGCUGUUUAUGUACCAACCAUAUCCAUUCACUGUUCCAUAUAUCCAUUCACUGUUAUAACAUUUAUAUGAUUUCAGGUAUAUCUCGUGAAGUAAAAUAGUAAACCUCCUAAUAGAAGAGCUCCGUGGCUUCAUUCUCAAAGCAAAACAAAGCCAUAGGGCUCUUUUAUUAGGAGGCUUACUACAUGUUCUGAGCUCAGUAACUCUGUGUUUUCACUGAACCCGCUUUCUAGAAUACUCCCAGGUGAAAUGCAUUGAUGAAUACAUUAGAAAUGUCAAGUGAUCUCUUUUCUGCUCCUUAUGUAAUGAAAACAAAGCUUUAUUAUUUUCACCAUCUGUGUUCUGAAUGUACUUUUAAUCCUUUUAAAUCAAUUCUUAAUCAAUAUAUUAUUUUUUGUUACUUGCUGACAUUAUGCACUCAAGCAGUU